Molecule: messenger RNA, 2271 nt
Organism: Medicago truncatula (barrel medic)
Lineage: Eukaryota; Viridiplantae; Streptophyta; Magnoliopsida; Fabales; Fabaceae
Product: hexose carrier protein HEX6
Exons: 2
Coding region: 334-1866 (510 amino acids)
Biological process (GO): monosaccharide transmembrane transport
Cellular component (GO): membrane
Molecular function (GO): monosaccharide transmembrane transporter activity
Source: RefSeq, a predicted model, not a curated record
AAUUUGAACUCAAAAAAGGCUUACAUUGAAAUAAGCUAAAAUCAACUUAAGUGUAUAUAUCUCAUACGCUAUUUUAUUAAGUGUUUAUGUUAUCAUAUAAGCCUAUAUAAACUCUAAAUAAAUUCUUACACUAAAUGAUCAAUAUGUUGAACAUUCAAACCAAUGAACGUUCUGAAGUUUACCAUACCCCACUUGGACUUCAUGUUCAUUGCUACCAAUUGACUAUGCAAGUCAAGAGACUUUGUUUUCUUAUUUAUCUUUGUAUAUGCAAACCACGAAUUCUCUCUCUCUUCUAAGCUUCUAUUUGUUUAAGCUUAAAGAAAAAAGUUAAUAAUGGCAGUUGGAUUGGCUAUAACACGUCCAAGUGAACAGAAGAAUAAUGGCAGGAUAACCCUUUAUGUUGUUCUCUCUUGUAUGAUGGCUGCUAUGGGAGGUGUCAUAUUUGGUUAUGACAUUGGUAUAACAGGUGGAGUGACAUCAAUGGAACCAUUUCUGAAUAAAUUCUUCCACAACAUAUACCUUAAGAUGAAAUCAGAUGAUAAAGUUAGCAACUAUUGCAUGUUUGACAGUCAACUACUGACUUCUUUUACAUCUUCUCUUUAUGUUGCUGGUUUUGUUACUUCCUUCUUUGCUUCUUAUGUCACCAGAGUCUUUGGUCGCAAGCCAUCUAUCGUUGCAGGUGGUGCUGCGUUCCUCGCCGGUACAGCCCUUGGAGGUGCAGCUUUUAACGUGUACAUGCUCAUAGUCGGUCGACUUUUGCUUGGAGUUGGGGUUGGUUUUGCUAACCAGGCAGUUCCUCUAUAUCUCUCAGAAAUGGCAUUACCUAGAUUUAGAGGGGCAAUAAACAAUGGCUUCCAAUUAAGCAUUGGUAUUGGUGCUUUGUCUGCUAAUCUAAUCAACUAUGGAACAGAAAAGAUUGAAGGCGGUUGGGGUUGGCGCGUAUCCCUAGCCAUGGCAGCAGUUCCAGCCUCUUUCCUAACACUAGGUGCACUUUUCCUACCAGAAACUCCCAAUAGCCUAAUCCAAACCACCCAAGACCAUCAAAAGGCGAAGCGAAUACUUCAACGAAUCCGAGGCAUAGAAGACGUGGAAGCAGAACUCGACGACCUCACUAAAGCAAGUUCUACUUCAAAAACCAGUUCACAGCAACCAUUUAAGAUUAUAAUGAAAAGAAGAUAUAGACCUCAACUUGUAAUGGCAAUAGCAAUACCAUUUUUCCAACAAGUGACAGGGAUCAAUGUCAUCGCUUUCUAUGCCCCUUUACUUUUCAGAACAAUUGGGUUAGGAGAAAGUGCAUCGCUUCUAUCAUCUGUCAUGACAGGCAUAGUAGGUACUGGUUCAACGUUCAUAUCAAUGUUCAUAGUAGAUAAACUUGGAAGGAGAACCUUGUUCAUAGUCGGAGGCAUUCAAAUGUUUGUGUCACAAUGUAUAGUUGGAGGCAUAAUGGCAGUUCAUCUGAAAGAUCAUGGUGGAUUAAGUAAAGGGUAUGCUUAUAUGGUUUUAAUAAUGAUAUGUAUUUAUGUUGCUGGGUUUGGAUGGUCGUGGGGUCCACUAGGUUGGUUAGUACCAAGUGAGAUUUUUCCAUUGGAGAUUAGAUCAGCUGGACAAAGCAUCACAGUAGCAGUGAGUUUUCUCUUCACUUUUAUUGUUGCUCAGACAUUUCUAUCCAUGCUUUGCCACUUCAAGUCUGGGAUUUUCUUCUUCUUUGGAGGUUGGGUGGUGGUGAUGACUGUGUUUGUGUAUUGUUUCCUACCAGAGACAAAAAAUGUGCCACUUGAACAGAUGGAGAAAGUGUGGCAGGAACAUUGGUUUUGGAAGAAAAUAGUGGGAAAAAUAAGUGAUGACAGAGGUAAAGGGGAAGUAUAAUGAGAUCCAAUUCUAAUGCUAUAUGGAUGAUAGCAGAAAAUGUUUCGAUAUUACAUGCACAUGCACAUGUUAAUCCUGCCUUAGAAGUUAGCUAUCAAGGAGAAGAAGCAAGUUAUUUAAAUACUCGACCGAACAUCACAUACUAUUUGAGCACCCCAGAAUACCUGAGUCCCUAUUUUACCAAGAUUUCCUUUUUACCCUUUUCAAUUUUGUCCCUCCGUUUUUCACUUCUACAACCAUAUCACGGAAGAGAGAUGUUAGUGCAAAUAGUUAUGCAAGUGAGUGUGAUUAGUUUCACUUCUUACACUGGGAAAAUUGAAAUGUAGUCUGAAAUCUUCAUGCAAGCAUUGAUGUUGAUAGAAAUGAGAAAAGAUUGAUCUUGCACAAUCCAUGUUAAAUGCUCAA